Hylaeus volcanicus is the source of this 2319-nucleotide messenger RNA. RefSeq names its product exocyst complex component 7 (gene Exo70). The transcript is spliced from 7 exons. Bases 165 to 2261 code for a protein of 698 amino acids. Gene Ontology annotation, cellular component: exocyst. Lineage: Eukaryota; Metazoa; Arthropoda; Insecta; Hymenoptera; Colletidae. Gene Ontology annotation, biological process: exocytosis. Gene Ontology annotation, molecular function: phosphatidylinositol-4,5-bisphosphate binding. The record is from RefSeq and is a predicted model, not a curated record.
CCCUCCGGCCUUUGUGUUUUUAUGUCAAUGAUAUCAUAUGAUAUCAUAUCAUUGACAUGGUUGACAUGACCUAGUUAUACAUACAAUUAUAUACAAUUAAUUAAGCUUAGUUAGAAUCUGUCAAUCUUUAUAACCGUUCAAAAUAUUGUGCUUUACAUUAUAAAAUGAUGCAUACCACAAGAGCUGACACUUCUGAAAGACGAUUUGAAAUACAAUGUAAACUAGAGGCAGAGAUUGUUUCUUUAGAAGUAUUAAAGGAAGCCGAAGAGCGAAGUAGGAAAUUAACUAACAACGUCGUAGGAAUUCUUUCUUCUUUGGAGCAACGUCUUGCUACAUUGCGGCGUACCAUCCUUCCUGUGUACAAUGAAACAGGAAAUCUUCAAGCGCAGCAACAAAAUAUCGAAAGAACCUUAAACGCUUUGGAUCAUGCUAUUGGCUACUACGGAGUAUGUCAAGAAGUAGAAGGAGCUGUGCGAACAGGUCCAGGAGGCUCCGGAGAUUUAGACAAUUUUUUAGAAGCAAUGAAUCGUCUCUACAAUGCACAACGAUACUUUCAAAAGAAUAAUCCCAGUUCCGUAGAAUUAGAAAACGUAACAAGUUUGUUUGGUGUCGGACUAAAUGCUUUAUACGCAGAAUUUAAUGAUAUCUUAACUAGGCAAAGUAAGCCUAUCCUUCCAAUCGUUCUCCUGGAUCUAAUCGGUUCAGACGAAGACACCAGUGGGGAAGAUGCUCCGCAGUCUCUCUGUCCAUUACCAGAAAGCAUCCUAGGAGACUUACUCAAAAUCACUGGCUGGCUCGAAGAGAGAGGACACCACAGACACGUAGAGAUCUACGCAUCUGUACGUUCUACGAUUGUUUUGAAAUCGUUGCAAUUGUUAAAAGAACAUCAGAGGAGUGCCAGCGGUGGCAGUACGCAUGCAGGAAGUCCUUUACCAAAAGCAAAGUUUGGCAAUAGAUAUUCGCUAGGAACCCAAGAAGCCAGUGGAAGGAGAGCUUCUAAAAGAUUGCAACACGCUCUUGAGAAAAAAGCUAACAGGAUGCUGUUGAAAGCUUCGCAAACUACUGGUUUAGGCUUGUCACUGACUACAUCUAGAAAACCUCAGCCACAGUUAUCCGUACACUCGGUAGAGGACACAGCACCUGACGAACAAGAGAUGGAGAAUUAUCUCCUCUUGACAGUUGGUCUCCACAAACUUAUGCAGGCAGAAAGAUCUCUUGUCGCUAAGAUUCUGCCAGCUACUUUACAGGCACAAGUCCUAGAAGCUACCGUGCGGGAUGCUAUGGACCUCGUAGCUCACGAUGGAGAGAGCAUAGCGACUCGUGCCAAAAGGUGUAUAGUACGACGCGACUUUUCGGCAGUAUUAGUGAUAUUUCCUAUUUUAAAGCACCUCGGAGAAUUAAAACCUGAUCUAGAACGCACUGUGGAGGGUUGUGAUCUAGCUCUCAGAUCAAAAUUCACUUCCGUGCUCAACACUCUAAACAUAACUGGAGCAAAAGCACUAGAAGACUUCGCAGAGAGUGUUCGAAACGAAUCCAACUCGGUUCUACCAAAAGAUGGUACAGUAGCAGAAAGUACAAGCAAUGUAUUAGUGUUUUUGGAACAACUAGCAGAGUACGCAGACACUGCAGGAGUUGUUUUGAGAAGUAGUACGGAUAUGGAAGGUACCAUUUCCAUGAAACAAACGGAGAACAUGUACAAGAUUGUUUUAGGAACAUAUAUCAAGAAAGUAUUAGCUCAGUUAAAUUUAGCACUCUUGAGCAGAAGUGACACUUGUUACUCAGAUGCUGCACUGAGAACACUUUUUCGAUUGAAUAAUCACAAUCAUGUUGUGAAUGCUCUACGCCGUAGCUCUCUAAUGGAAUUGCUGUUACUAGCUGAGCCUACCGCAGAGCAGACAUACCAUGAUCUUUUACUCCGUGACAAAACUAGUUAUGUUUUCAACACUUUUGCGAAAGCACGUACCUAUCUUGAACCUUUCGACGAAUCAGGACCAGUAGCGAAAACAUUGAAAGAAAGAUUUUUGGGAUUCACAAAAGAAUUGGAAGAUGUGGCAAAGUGUCAACGCUCUUAUUCCGUACCAGAUGCUCGAUUGAGAGAAGAAUUAAGGAAUGAACUCCAACAGAACAUCGUUCCUCUUUAUACAACUUUCCAUAACAAAUAUCAUGGAAUAUCGUUUUCUAAGAACCCGACAAAAUAUAUAAAAUAUACUCCUAAACAAGUAUCUGCGUUGAUUAACACAUUUUUCGACACGACGGCGUAAUGAACAACUAAACGAAUUUAAUAAACACCCAUUUAAUAAAGCAUAUUUAGUUACAGUA